UCACCGCUCCGUCACCGCUCCGUCACCGCUCCGUCACCGCGGCCUUGCGGAGGGACGCGCGCCGCCGCUGAAGGAGGGGAAGGGUAGAAAAACAACAAAGUAAAGCUGCGCGAGGCGUGCUGCACAGCGGCGUCGGGCCGGCUCCGUGCGGGGGUCUCGGUUGGAGGCAGACAAAAUGGCGGCUGGGGCGGCCGCCGGCGGCGCUGCCGCGGGGGGCCCGGGCGAGGUGGGCCUGGAGGAGCCCAAGAAGAUGACGAGGGAAGACUGGAGGAAGAAGAAGGAGCUGGAGGAACAGAGAAAGCUGGGAAACGCGCCUGCUGAAGUGGACGAAGAAGGGAAAGAUAUCAAUCCUCAUAUUCCUCAGUACAUUUCCUCAGUGCCAUGGUACAUAGAUCCUUCUAAAAGGCCUACACUAAAGCACCAGAGACCCCAGCCAGAGAAGCAGAAACAGUACAGCUCUUCUGGAGAUUGGUACAAACGAGGAGUUCAAGAGCAUGCAGUAGCUACCCGAUAUCGUAAAGGCGCUUGUGAGAACUGUGGUGCAUUGACACACAAAAAGAAAGACUGCAUGGAGAGACCCAGGAAAGUUGGAGCAAAAUACACAGGCAUGAAUAUUGCGCCAGAUGAACAUGUGCAACCUGAACUGAUGUUUGAUUACGAUGGAAAGCGAGAUCGUUGGAAUGGAUAUAACCCAGAAGAGCACAUGAAGAUUGUAGAGGAAUAUGCCAAGGUUGAUCUGGCCAAACGUACACUGAAAGCACAGAAGCUUCAGGAGGAGUUAGCAUCAGGAAAGCUGGAGCAAGUGAACUCCCCAAGACACCAGUGGGGAGAAGAGGAACCAAAUUCCCAGACAGAAAGAGAUCGUAACAGUGAAGAUGAAGAUGAAGAUAAAUAUGCAGAUGACAUUGAUAUGCCUGGGCAGAACUUUGACUCUAAAAGACGCAUCACAGUCCGAAAUUUACGUAUUCGGGAAGAUAUUGCAAAAUACCUAAGGAAUCUAGAUCCAAACUCUGCUUAUUAUGAUCCCAAAACAAGAGCGAUGAGAGAGAACCCAUAUGCCAAUACAGGCAAGAAUCCAGAUGAGGUUGGUUAUGCAGGUGAUAACUUCGUUCGUUACACUGGAGAUACCAUUUCAAUGGCACAGACUCAGUUGUUUGCUUGGGAGGCUUAUGACAAAGGCUCAGAAGUGCAUCUUCAGGCGGACCCUACAAAAUUAGAGCUACUCUAUAAAUCCUUCAAAGUGAAAAAAGAAGAUUUCAAGGCGCAGCAGAAAGAAAGCAUCUUAGAGAAGUAUGGAGGACAAGAACAUCUAGAUACCCCACCAGCUGAGUUGCUGUUAGCUCAAACAGAAGAUUACGUGGAGUAUUCUAGACAUGGGACAGUUAUCAAAGGACAAGAGAAAGCUAUUGCAUGCUCUAAAUAUGAAGAAGAUGUGAAGAUCAACAACCAUACAUGCAUUUGGGGUUCAUACUGGAAAGACGGCAAGUGGGGUUACAAAUGCUGCCACUCGUUUGUGAAGUACUCAUACUGUACAGGAGAAGCUGGGAAAGAAAUUGCUAAUACUGAAGCAAGCUUACUAGAAGAGCAACCUAGAGAGGAAGAACACGUGACAAAACCCAAAACACUGAUGGAGAUCCACCAAGAGAAACAGAAAGAGAAGAAAAAGAAGAAACAUAAGAAGAAUUCUAAUUCAGACAGCGAGGGUGAAGAGAAAAAGAAGCAAGAAAAACUUAAAAAGGCAUUAAAUGCAGAAGAGGCUCGUCUCCUCCAAGUUAAAGAAAUUAUGCAGUUAGAUGAGAGAAAGAGACCAUACAACAGUGUAUAUGAAACCAGAGAGCCAACAGAAGAGGAAAUGGAAGCUUAUAGAAUGAAACGUCAGAGACCUGAUGAUCCCAUGGCCUCUUUUCUUGGACAGUAGCCUUAGUGAAAAUCAUUCCAGUACACAGGAUUUUUUUUCCAUACUUGUUUACAAGUCUAUAGACACCUUCCAUGUGGCUAAUAAAUGCCAGAAAUUUUCUUUGCAACACAGAUAUUGGUAAAAACUUCUUUCAGUAGAUGUAAGCAGUCCAGUACUUGGAGCAAUUUUGUAUGUGUGUGUGUGUACGCACAUAAUUUAUGACUGUGUGUGUAUAGAUACAUAUACGUGUGUGUGUACACAGAGAUGAUAAAGAAUACAUCCACUGUAAACUCUCGAUUGGAAGAGAAAUGAUCUGAUACUGGCUGUAAUUCCAGAGAUUCUGGAUUCAUUUGGCAGUGCAUGAAGACUUAAUAAAUUCAGUAAAACUGAGUACCCAAAA
Molecule: messenger RNA, 2297 nt
Organism: Anas platyrhynchos (mallard)
Lineage: Eukaryota; Metazoa; Chordata; Aves; Anseriformes; Anatidae
Gene: SLU7
Product: SLU7 homolog, splicing factor
Biological process (GO): mRNA splicing, via spliceosome
Cellular component (GO): spliceosomal complex
Molecular function (GO): pre-mRNA 3'-splice site binding
Source: RefSeq, a predicted model, not a curated record